AUGCUCCUCGCUACGCCCCGGUUGCAUCCAGCGCAGAUCGUCAGAGCCGCUCGACCUAGAGAGGCAGCUCCGACGAUCGUUGUCUCAACACUUCAUGCACUCGCGUCGCAUCCGCCACCAGCGGUCGGCAGCGAACGGCCCACUGUGGCGACGUGGGCGGCUUUGCUCAUCGCUAUAGACACCCACCCGCUCGGGACUGGGGCGCUCGACGAAUUGUCGGUACCCCUACCCAGUGGUGCCCCAUCCACCCUCCCGCUCGGGGCUGCGGUGUCUGACUUUAUGUCGGCACCCCUACCCAGUGGGGCUCAACACCCUCCUCGCGCACGCCGCGUCGGACCCCGGGUAAACCCCUGGGAUCCGCGUGAGGGGCGGACAUCCUCAUGGACCGACGCCCUGCGUAACACCACCUCACAAAGGGUGUUGUCGAACAUUUACCGGGCACGCAGCGCCCGCGCGUCCGCGCAGACUCCAGGACCAUAUGUUCCUCCGGCGAGUGCGCUCGCUGCCCUCUCGAUUGCCGUACCCCGGGCCAAUGUGCCCCGUCGCGGGAGCGACGACACCUGCGACUUACGACCGGGCUCGACGUACGGGGCGGGUCUUCUCGGGCCGAAGCUGCACACCGCGGCAUACGCACCGAGCGACCUCGCGCCGCCAGCGUACAUCGCUCCACCCACUGUCUCUAUAUGGGUCUCUAUAUGCGUGCUUCAAGGCAAUCAACAACCACUGUGUGCCUCAAGAUUCUCGGGGUACGGGUCGGGUGGGCGCGACGCGGAGGAGCUUGGCCUCGCGCGCGCACCUGGCCCUGGCGCAGGCCUUUACGUGGCCCCCGAGAUAAGUACUCGUUGA
Messenger RNA from Trametes versicolor FP-101664 SS1, 846 nucleotides. RefSeq lists its product as uncharacterized. The record is from RefSeq and is a predicted model, not a curated record. The coding region runs from base 1 to 846 and encodes 281 amino acids. The transcript is spliced from 9 exons. Lineage: Eukaryota; Fungi; Basidiomycota; Agaricomycetes; Polyporales; Polyporaceae.